AUGGCCGCUUCAUUCACCCGCCUCGCGGGCAAUGCGCCCAAAAGGCUCUGCCUCCGCCCCUCCAAUGUCCUGAACACAUCUGUGCCUCGCUCCCGCUCAAUUGCGACCACACUCCCUCGCCAGCAGGCUGAGGCGACUAGCUAUCAGGCUACACGACUCAUUCCGACUGACCCGAUGUUCACUCAUCUUGCCAACAAGCCCGCUACCUCACCCCCGGACGAGCCCGCUGGCCUUGAAUCCGAAGCUAAGAGCUUGAAGGGUCGCAAGAUUCGCCACUACACCGUCAACUUCGGUCCUCAGCAUCCUGCUGCUCACGGUGUGCUUCGUCUGAUUCUGGAGCUGAACGGCGAGGAGAUUGUUCGCGCCGAUCCCCACGUCGGUUUGCUGCACCGAGGAACCGAGAAGUUGAUCGAGUACAAGACCUAUAUGCAGGCCCUGCCUUACUUUGAUCGUCUUGACUACGUUUCCAUGAUGACCAACGAGCAGUGCUUUUCACUCGCCGUUGAGAAGCUGCUGAACGUUGAGAUCCCUGAUCGUGCCAAGUGGAUUCGGACCCUGUUCGGCGAGAUUACCCGUAUCCUUAACCACCUGAUGUCCGUUCUAUCCCACGCAAUGGAUGUUGGUGCCCUGACUCCCUUCCUGUGGGGUUUCGAAGAGCGUGAGAAGCUCAUGGAGUUCUACGAACGUGUUUCCGGUGCCCGUCUCCACGCCGCCUACGUCCGCCCCGGUGGUGUCUCUCAAGAUAUUCCCCUCGGCCUGCUCGACGAUAUUUACCAGUGGGCCACCCAGUUCGGUGACCGUAUCGAUGAGACCGAGGAACUUCUCACAGACAACCGUAUCUGGAAGCAGCGUACCCAGGGUGUCGGUGUUGUCAACGCUCGCGAUGCUCUCAACAUGAGCUUCACUGGUGUCAUGCUCCGUGGUUCAGGUGUGCCGUGGGAUAUUCGUAAGUCCCAGCCUUACGAUGCCUAUGACCAGGUUGAGUUCGAUGUCCCCGUUGGUGUCAACGGUGACUGCUACGACCGUUACCUCUGCCGUAUGGAGGAGUUCCGUCAGUCCCUUCGCAUUAUCCACCAAUGUUUGAACAAGAUGCCCGAAGGCCCCGAGAACAUGGAGGCUCUGAUCCACCACUUCCUGCUCUUCACCAAGGGUUACUCUGUGCCCCCUGGCGAGACUUACUCCGCCAUUGAGGCCCCUAAGGGUGAGAUGGGUGUUUUCCUGGUCAGUGAUGGCAGCGAGCGCCCUUAUCGCUGCAAGAUCCGUGCUCCUGGCUUCGCCCACCUGGGUGGUUUCGACCAAGUCUCCCGUGGUCAUCUUCUGGCUGAUGCCGUCGCUAUUAUCGGUACCAUGGAUCUGGUGUUCGGUGAAGUCGACCGGUAA
Messenger RNA from Penicillium cosmopolitanum, 1380 nucleotides. Its product is annotated as NADH-quinone oxidoreductase subunit D. Gene Ontology annotation, molecular function: NAD binding; quinone binding; NADH dehydrogenase (ubiquinone) activity. Gene Ontology annotation, biological process: mitochondrial electron transport, NADH to ubiquinone. The transcript is spliced from 4 exons. The record is from RefSeq and is a predicted model, not a curated record. Bases 1 to 1380 code for a protein of 459 amino acids. NCBI's taxonomy places the organism in Eukaryota, Fungi, Ascomycota, Eurotiomycetes, Eurotiales, Aspergillaceae.